Hyla sarda is the source of this 816-nucleotide messenger RNA. RefSeq lists its product as uncharacterized. The record is from RefSeq and is a predicted model, not a curated record. Lineage: Eukaryota; Metazoa; Chordata; Amphibia; Anura; Hylidae. Bases 4 to 693 code for a protein of 229 amino acids. The transcript is spliced from 2 exons.
UUGAUGUUUUACUGGAUGUGGAUUAUGAUGGUUACAUAUCAACUAACGUAUCCCAGAAAGAAACUUCCACGACCUGUCUCCUACAUGCCUCAUCUUCUCACCCCCAUCUCGCUCCUAAUCUCUAAUAUCUCCACAGGUCAGUUCCUUCGUAUGUGCAGGAUCUGUUCAGGUGCCAAUCAGUUUGAAGAUCUGGCAAUAGAUCUACACCAGAGGUUUAAAGAGAAGGGUUACAGAGAAAGAGACAUCCUAAAGGCAUAUACAAGAGCUAAGGAAACAUCUAGAGAUUUACUCCUCACACAACAGAAGAAACGGAAACAAGACAAUCAGAUGGAUCCCAUACUUUCACAAUACCUGACGGAGAAACCUUCUAUCACUUACCGACGAUCAAAAACACUCAAAGACAUGUUGGUGCAUAGCCAUCAUAAAGGUCCAAACAUUAACAAAAUCUUCAGCUUAAAAGGCCUCAAAUGGGGGUGUAAACCGUGUGGGGGAUGUGUAGCCUGUGCAAAUGUUGAGAGAACUGAGGAAUUUUGGGAUUCCAGCAGACAGAAAAAAUAUCGGAUUACACGUUCAAUCACAUGUACGAACGUAUGGUGUUGUUUAUUUUGCCACCUGCCCUUGCAGCUUAAUCUAUAUAGGUCUUACUUCAAGGGAGCUUUGGCGCAGAGUGCGAGAGCAUGUCUUAGGAAUUGAAGCUGCUAAAGAUGAAGUUGAUGUUACGCCGAGCGCUCCGGGUCCCUGCUCCUCCCCGAAGCGCUCGCGGCGUUUCUCUCCCUGCAGCGCCCCGGUCAGACCCGCUGACCGGGAGCGCUGCAC